This is a messenger RNA of Carcharodon carcharias (great white shark), 474 nucleotides long. It is a transcript of the gene prlh2, whose product is annotated as prolactin releasing hormone 2. NCBI's taxonomy places the organism in Eukaryota, Metazoa, Chordata, Chondrichthyes, Lamniformes, Lamnidae. The record is from RefSeq and is a predicted model, not a curated record. Gene Ontology annotation, molecular function: hormone activity. Bases 1 to 474 code for a protein of 157 amino acids. The transcript is spliced from 3 exons.
AUGACCAGGAUUCACAAGUUGAUCAAGCAGGAUGGAACAGUCAAGUAUGGUGAAACAGCCACACUACAAAAGGAUUUAGAUAAUAAUUCCAAGUGGACAGAAUUUUGGCAGUUUGCCUACAGCUUCAUCAUAAUGUUGAGCAGCACCUUCUGUAGCCCUCAGUCUCUUAUGGAUCAGCAGAGGAAAAUGAAACUGGUAGCCAUUUGCACUACAUUGCUGCUCGUAUCUAUGAUUGCCAACACUGCCCAGGGCCGAGGGUUGAGCCAUAAAAUCGUCAACAGAAAUACUAACAUUGACCCAUUCUGGUAUGUGAAUCGCGGGGUGCGACCGAUCGGCCGAUUCGGGAAGAGGCAGAUGGCAAGUAGUAGCAACCGGAGACUGACCAUGAAUAACCUGGAGUUGAUCCUGAAUGCUUUGAGGGAACAGGAUGCAUUCGAUUCCAACCAGCAGCAGGGAGGGGACGAGAAUUACUGA